This is a messenger RNA of Hypanus sabinus (Atlantic stingray), 5171 nucleotides long. Its product is annotated as zinc finger protein 420-like. The record is from RefSeq and is a predicted model, not a curated record. NCBI's taxonomy places the organism in Eukaryota, Metazoa, Chordata, Chondrichthyes, Myliobatiformes, Dasyatidae. Bases 1520 to 3283 code for a protein of 587 amino acids. The transcript has 3 exons.
UUUUUGGUCUGAGAUAAAAUGUUUGUUUCUAGAGUUCCUUUGAAAUAAUGCUGCUAAUCAGAGGAGAGAAUGAGUUUGUAUUCCAUCCCUCACAAGGGUAGGCUGGGAAUAAAUGGACAGUUUUGUGUUUGCACCAGUAGAAAUAGACCUGGGGGGUUCAGAGUUUGAACUGUGUCUGCAAAUUCCUCCUCGCUGUCACAUGUCUGUCAGACAAUGGAAAUCAAACAAACUGAAGUUGCUGAAGAUCUGCACUAAAAAUGAAAAAUUCUCAAUCCAUUCUGACAAAAGAUUGUGAACCUGAAUCCUUAAAUUUGUUGCUCUCCCCACAGCAGUUCCUUACCUGUUGAGCGAUUCUGGUGAAUUCAGUUUCAUUUUAUUCCAUUCACUCUGGAAUGGUUUAAAUUUCCUGAUUGUCUGUUAUACUUGGAAAUGUGUCCAGUACAGUUGUUGCUAACAAGGUUCACAUGAAUAAUCUCAGGAAUCAUCGGCUUUAUGUAUGAGGAGCAUUUUAUCGUUAUGGGGCUGUGCUCAAUGGAGUUCAGACGAGGGUGAAAGGGGAGGGGAUGGUUAAGUAAACCUACUGAAUGCUGAAAAGGCUGGAUACAGUGGACAUGGAGAGGAUGUUUCCAUUAGACGGAGAGUCUGUGAUCUGACAGCACAGUCUCAGAAUAAAGAUGCUUCCCUUUAAAACUGAAACAAGAAAAAAUUACUUCAGCCAAAAGAUGGCUGAUCUGUGGAAUUUGUUGCCACAGAGGUUGGUUGAGGCUGCCAUUUGAGUAUAUUUAUGGCAGAGAUUAAUAUACUCAUGAUUGCUAAGUAGCUUUUGGGUUACAGGAGAAAGGCAGGAAUAUGGUGUUGGAAUAAAUCUCAGCCAUGAUUGAGUGGUGGAGCAGACUUGAUGGAUCGUAUCACCUAAUUCUGUCCCUGCAUUUUAUAUCUGACCAUGACUGAACGCUGACUCCUUCCUACCCGAUAUCAGGUUUUGUGACACCUGUGGUGAGAGAUUUAUCUGAAUAAAAACCCGCAACUGUCAGCAACCGCGACUGAAGACGAGGGAACAGCAGCAAGUGAACCAGCCCGAGGACUGAGAGCACCGACUGGAGAGAAACCCUUUUGACUCAGGGUUUCCAGUGAUUCAGUCAGGAGCAAAUUUGGUUAAAUAUGACAAGGAAUUUGCCUAUGGGAAUCUCGAACACAACACGCCAGUUUUGCUGUCUCUGCCCAGAUAUUUAAGAAGAGGAGCAAGGGAUUCACUCGAUCAUCAGACCAACUGGCAUGCCCGUCAUUUUACAUGGGGGGACGCAUUCAUCUGCUCAGACAGUGGGAACGGAUUCACUCGGUCAUUUCAACUGAAGGUACAUCAGCAAGUUCACACUGGACAAGGCCAUUCACCUGUUAUAAGUGUGAGAAGGGAUUCAGUCAGUUAUCCCAAUUGUGGACACACCAGUCAGUUCACACUGAGCAGAGGCUGGUCAUUUGCUGAAUUUGUGGGGAAGGAUUUACUCGAUAAUCUGACCGAAUGGCUCACCAGCGAGUUCACACUGGGGAGAGGCCGUUCACCUGCUCAGACUGUGGGAAGGGAUUCACUAAAUCAUCUCACCUACUGAGACAUCAGUCAGUUCACACUGGAGAGAGGCCAUUCACCUGCUCAGACUGUGGGAAGGGAUUCACUUGCUCAUCUAAACUGAAGGUACAUCAGAGAGCUCACACUGGAGAGAGGCCAUUCACCUGCUCAGUGUGUGGGAAGCGAUUCACUCAGUCAUCUGAACUGAAGGUACAUCAGCGAUUUCACACUGGGGAGAGGCCGUUCACCUGCUCAGACUGUGGGAAGGGAUUCAGUUGGUCAUCCCAUCUGAAGGCACAUCAGCGAGUUCACACUGGGGAGAGACCAUUUAUUUGCUCAGACUGUGGGAAGGGAUUCACUCGAUCAUCCCACCUACAGUUGCACAGCUCUGUUCACACUGGGGAGAGGCCGUUCACCUGCUCAGACUGUGGGAAGGGAUUCACUUGUUCGUAUCAACUGAAGGUACAUCAGCGAGUUCACACUGGAGAGAGGCCGUUCACCUGCUCAGUCUGUGGGAAGGGAUUUGCUCAGUCAUCUGAACUGAAGGUACAUCAGCGAGUACACACUGGGGAGAGGCCGUUCAUCUGCUCAGACUGUGGGAAGGGAUUCACUAAAUCAUCUCACCUACUGAGGCACCAGUCAGUUCACACUGGCGAGCGGCCGUUCACCUGCUUAGAAUGUGGGAAGGGAUUCCCUUGCUUAUCUAAACUGAAGGUACAUCAGAGAGCUCACACUGGCGAGCGGCCAUUCACCUGCUCAGACUGUGGGAAGGGAUUCACUUGCUCAUCUAAACUGAAUGUACAUCAGAGAGCUCACACUGGAGAGAGGCCAUUCACCUGCUCAGACUGUGGGAAGGGAUUCACUUGCUCAUCUAAACUGAAGGUACAUCAGCCAGUUCACACUGGGGAGUGGCCGUUUACUUGCUCAGACUGUGGGAAGGGAUUCAGUCGAUCAAACCACCUACAGUUGCACAGGUCUGUUCACACUGGGGAGAGUCCAUUCACCUGCUCAGACUGUGGGAAGGGAUUCACUUUUUCGUCCCAACUGAAGGUACAUCAGCGAGGUCACACUGGGGAGAGGCCAUUCACCUGCUCAGACUGUGGGAAGGGAUUCACUCAGUCAUCUGAACUGAAGGUACAUCAGCGAGUUCACACUGGGGAGAGACCGUUCACCUGCUCAGUCUGUGGGAAGGGAUUCACUCAGUCAUCUGAUCUGAAGGUACAUCAGCGAGUUCACACUGGGGAGAGGCCGUUUACCUGCUCAGACUGUGGGAAGGGAUUCACUCGAUCAUCCAACCUACAGUUGCACAGGUCUGUUCACACUGGGGAGAGGCCGUUCACCUGUUCAGAUUGUGGGAAGGGAUUCACUUCUUCGUCCCAACUGAAGGUACACCAGCGAGUUCACACUGGUGAGUGGCCGUUCACCUGCUCAGACUGUGGGAAGGGAUUUGCUCUGUCAUCUCACCUACUGACACAUCGGAGAGUUCACACUGGGGAGAAGCCGUUCACCUGCUCAGUCUGUGGGAAGGGAUUCUCUCAGUCAUCUAAACUGAAGGUACAUCAGCGAGUUCACACUGGGGAGAGACCGUUCACCUGCUCAGAUUGUGGGAAGGGAUUCUCUCAGUCAUCUAAACUGAAGGUACAUCGGAUAAUUCACACUGGGAAAGGCUGUUCAGCUGCUCAGUUUGUGGGAAGGGACUCACUCAGUCAUCUUUCCUAAUGGCAGACCAGCAAGUUCACAGUGGGGAGCGGCGUUUCAUCUGCUCAAACUGUGGGAAGGGAUUCACUCAGUCAUCUCAUCUACAGAGACAUCAGUCAGUUCACAGUGGGAGAGGCCAUUCACCUGCUGAGACUUUGGGAAGUAAUUCUGUCAGCAAAAUCAACCAAAUGUGUAUCAUUGAGUUCACAGUGGGGAGAGGCUAUUCACCUGCUGUGAAUGUGCGGAGCGAUUCACUCAGGUCAUUUAACCUUAUGUAACUCUUGCUUCAGCUAGCAACUUAAUAUAGGGGGUGAUAGCCCCUGAGCUUGGCCAAACCUAAGAAAUCUCGUUUGUGUGAAUGCAGCAUGAUGUGUCCCCUGUUAUAAAUCCGUACCCCAAAAAUAACAAAUGGUACACAAUAUGCAAUUAAACAAUUGAACUACUUAAUUCUUACUUUGACUAUAGGAUUAGUAAAGGAAACAAAAAAAAAGAAAAAGGGCCCUUUCUCUCCAUUCGUGUCUUCUCAUCUCUCCCUGGCAAAAGACCGUGAAAAUCUACCUUCCAGACUCACAGGAAAGAACAAUAUCUCUCUCACUGGCUAGCUAGGCACUCCAAAACCAUGUUAUUUCCAGUCAUAAGCUAAACAUUGCUGCUGCAGAGAAACCAUUAGCUCAGCAGUGAAACAUAACAGAGAGACCAUUACAUUAGCAGUGAAAUCUCACAGCAUGUUACACUUGUGACACACUACCGGGUUCACACAGGGGAGAAAGUUUCAAUAAGCUGCAUGUUGGAUAUUUGUCCAUCACUGUUGCUAAAGCUAUUUUGAGAGUGACUAUCGGUGCUGAACUCUGCAAUUAUUGCUGCUGCUCACCACACCCAGUUCUGGGCAUGGGAGGAGAUUCUUCUACUGCAUAUUCACCUUCAAUGGGACUGGAGUUUAAUAUUGAGUGGGGUGGAGUGUGGCCAGUGAAGAAGUGGAGCUUUGAGGCUUUGGCUCAAGUAGUUUUGGUAGAUGGAUUGUGCAAUCAAGUCAAUCAAGAUUUGAAUAGCUCCUGGAGGCUUCGCCUGUCUGAAUUGAGUAACAGCAGUUUCUGUGCUGCGCCUAGUUUUGUCCCUUUCCCACUAGUUUAAACUGAAUUUAAUAUCUUCAGUUGCUGGUUCUUGAAGGGGAACAAUAUGUCUUUGAGGAGUGGGAAGUACUUGUCUGAACCUAGUGAUAAAGGCAACGGGAAAGGAAAGAUGCAAAAGGAAGGAUCUGAUGAAAUGCCAUUGUGGGCUGAAGAUAUGGCUUGGACACGUCCCCCUAAAACACGUUCAUACUUGCCAAUGUCCCCCUAAAACGCUUUCAUACUUGCCAACGUCCCUCUAAAACGCUUUUAUACUUGCCAACAUCCACUUAAAACGCUUUCAUACUUGCCAACUCCCCACUAAAACGCAUUCAUACUUACCAACGUCCCCAUAAAACAUCUUCAUAUUUGAAAACUUGAAAAGAAUAGUAUUGAAAUGAUGUCAUUUCUGGGAAAACUUAAGGAUCUGGAAACUCAAGUACUACACAAAGAGGAAUUGAAGAUAAUUAAGCAAAAAUUGCUUGAAAGUAAAAUAAAGUAAAACUCGUUUGGAAAGAUACCGAAAUAAGAUUAUAGACCUGAAAACUAGGUCUCGCCAAAGGAAUAUACACAUUGUUGGGCUGCAGGAAGGAGUUGAAAAAGUAGAUUUAACUGCUUACAUUGGUAAGCUUUUUCAUAACUCAUUUCCUUCUAUAUUAUCACAGCUGCCUACUGUAGAAAGAGCACACGCAACUUUUACUUCAAGAUUUCAAGAUCCAAAUAAACCAAGGGCUGUUCUGGUUUGUUUUCAUUAUUUUAAGAUUAAAGGUCAAUUAAUGCGACAGGCAAGAAAACAGAGUUUU